Camellia sinensis is the source of this 1952-nucleotide messenger RNA. RefSeq names its product pectinesterase. The record is from RefSeq and is a predicted model, not a curated record. NCBI's taxonomy places the organism in Eukaryota, Viridiplantae, Streptophyta, Magnoliopsida, Ericales, Theaceae. Gene Ontology annotation, molecular function: enzyme inhibitor activity; pectinesterase activity. Gene Ontology annotation, biological process: cell wall modification.
CAUCACAAGAGAAACUCAUCAGAGCAAAACACACUUCACUAACAUCAUGGCAACCUUUGCUAACCAACCAUUGCUAGACUCUCCCAAGAGAAAACUCUCUCUCUGCAAAUCUCUCUCUUUGGUUCUCUCUCUAGUUGCUAUCAUAACCCCAAUCUCCAUACUCACCAUCAACCUCUUCAAUCAAACCUCUUCUUCUUCUAAUUCUCUCUCUCUCUCAGCCAACCUUUGUGAUCGGGCUCUUGAUGGGGCCUCAUGCUCCGCCAUGGUAUCAGAAGUUGCUCCCCCUGAAAUUUUGAUGCAAAUGAAGGGCCCUGAUUUGUUGCAGGCCUUCUUGAAGAAAUCCGCUUCGGGCAUACGAAAGACUAUCGAGACAGCGAGCGGUAUCAGCCGUCGGAUCAACGACAUGAGAGAGCAAGGGGCUCUAGCAGAUUGCCUGGAGUUGAUGGAGUUGUCAAUGGAUAGAGUGAUGGACUCUGUGAAGGCAAUUGAGAAAAGGACAGCCGAGUCACAUUCGGAUGCCCAUUCAUGGCUCAGUAGUGUUCUCACCAACCAUGUUACUUGCCUAGACGGGUUAACCGGGUCGGCCCGGUCCAUGAUGGAGCCCGAGCUCGAAGAUAUGGUGGCAAGAGCUAGAGCUUCUCUAGCCAUGGUGGUUGCAGUGUCACCACUGGAAGACGAUCAGGCCUCAAAUAAGUUUGAGCCGCUGCGGUUGAUCGGUGAGUUUCCACGGUGGGUGACUGCUAGAGAUCGGAAGCUUUUGGAGGCAAUGGCAGGAACUCCGAAUGCCAACGUGGUGGUGGCGAAAGACGGGAGUGGGAACUAUAAGACUGUGAGUGAAGCUGUGGCCUCGGCACCAAACAAUGGCAACACUCGUUAUGUUAUCUAUGUCAAGAAGGGAACCUAUAAAGAAAACGUUGUGAUUGGGAGUAGUAAGAAGCUUAUUAUGCUUACUGGUGAUGGAAUGGAUUUGACUAUCAUCACUGGUAGCUUGAAUGUGGUUGAUGGAGCUACAACCUUCAAUUCUGCAACUGUUGCUGCUGUUGGUGACGGAUUCAUGGCCCAAGACAUAUGGUUCCAAAACACGGCCGGCCCGGCGAAGCACCAAGCAGUUGCGUUACGUGUUGGAGGCGAUCAAUCAGUCAUAAAUCGUUGUCGCAUUGAUGCCUAUCAGGACACUCUUUACACCUACACUAACAGGCAAUUCUACAGAGAUAGCUAUAUUACUGGCACAGUGGAUUUCAUCUUCGGCAACGCAGCAGUUGUUUUCCAAAAUUGCAAAAUUGUGGGCCGAAAGCCCAUGAGUGGACAGUUCAACACAAUAACGGCCCAAGGUCGAACUGACCCAAACCAAAACACUGGGACUUCAAUCCAAAGCUGCAAUGUGAUAGCCAGCUCGGACCUUGAGCCCGUUAAAGGCACUAUAAAAUCAUAUUUGGGUCGUCCAUGGAAGGCUUACGCGAGGACUGUUUUCAUGGAAUCAUACAUUGGGGACUAUAUUGACCCUACAGGUUGGUCAGUGUGGAGUGGUGAUUUUGCUUUGAGCACGUUGUAUUAUGGUGAGUACAUGAAUAACGGUCCUGGUGCGGGUACCAGUAAGCGUGUCACAUGGGCUGGAUAUCAUGUAAUUACUAGUGCGACUGAAGCAACGAAGUUUACAGUGGCUCAGUUGAUACAAGGAGGAUCAUGGUUAAAGUCCACUGGAGUAACCUAUACUGAAGGCUUGUGAACGUGGUGUUUCUAUUUUCUUUUGUCUACUUGUACUUUGCUCUCUUCACUCUUAUGGUUUUUAAUUGAAGAGACACUCUAGUAUUGCAUGUUACCUUGGCAUAAUUUGUAUGAUCAAUUUACCAGCUUGUUUUUGUGCAAUCCAAUCUUGAAUGGAGUUGCUAUUUUCCAGGGCAAGCUUUACAGCUUGUUGCCAACCCCAAGUAGUAACUGCAUCAAUAUUGUUA